This is a messenger RNA of Phyllostomus discolor (pale spear-nosed bat), 6112 nucleotides long. RefSeq names its product POU class 2 homeobox 2 (gene POU2F2). Gene Ontology annotation, cellular component: nucleus. The transcript is spliced from 16 exons. The record is from RefSeq and is a predicted model, not a curated record. NCBI's taxonomy places the organism in Eukaryota, Metazoa, Chordata, Mammalia, Chiroptera, Phyllostomidae. Gene Ontology annotation, biological process: regulation of transcription by RNA polymerase II. The coding region runs from base 191 to 2029 and encodes 612 amino acids. Gene Ontology annotation, molecular function: RNA polymerase II cis-regulatory region sequence-specific DNA binding; DNA-binding transcription factor activity, RNA polymerase II-specific.
CGGGAGCGGGAGCGGGAGCGGGGGUAGCGUUGGCGGCGGCGGCUCCUCCUCGGCCAUCCCCUCGGAGCCGUGCAGCUGACGCGCAUGGCGAAGACAGCGGCGCCUACCGAUGGGAGCAGCGGUUCUCGACUGGACUGGGUUGGUGGCCUGAAUGUAUUAGCUGUGCUGCGUUUCCCCAAGAGAAAUAAGAAUGUCUAAGCCUCUGGAGGCCGAGAAGCAAGGUCUGGACUCCCCAUCAGAGCACACAGACACGGAAAGAAAUGGACCAGACACUAACCACCAGAACCCCCAGAGUAAGACCUCCCCAUUCUCCGUGUCCCCAACUGGCCCCAGCACCAAGGUGGGCAUUCUCUCUGGCCUCCACUUAACAUUCUGGGGUCCCGGACCCUGCCUCUCUCCUCCCCAGAUCAAGGCUGAAGACCCCAGUGGCGACUCAGCCCCAGCAGCACCCCCGCCCCCCCAGCCGGCUCAACCACAUCUGCCCCAGGCCCAGCUCAUGCUGACGGGCAGCCAGCUUGCCGGGGACAUACAGCAGCUCCUCCAGCUCCAGCAGCUGGUGCUUGUGCCAGGUCACCACCUCCAACCACCUGCUCAGUUCCUGCUGCCGCAGGCCCAGCAGAGUCAGCCAGGCCUGCUACCGACGCCAAAUCUAUUCCAGCUACCUCAGCAAACCCAGGGAGCGCUUCUGACCUCCCAGCCCCGGGCUGGGCUGCCCACGCAGGCCGUGACCCGCCCCAUGCUGCCCGACCCGCACCUCUCGCACCCGCAGCCCCCCAAAUGCCUGGAGCCACCAUCCCAUCCCGAGGAGCCCAGUGACCUGGAGGAGCUGGAGCAGUUCGCCCGCACCUUCAAGCAACGCCGCAUCAAGCUGGGUUUCACGCAGGGUGAUGUGGGCCUGGCCAUGGGCAAGCUCUAUGGCAACGACUUCAGCCAGACGACUAUCUCCCGCUUUGAGGCCCUCAACCUGAGCUUCAAGAACAUGUGCAAACUCAAGCCCCUCCUGGAGAAGUGGCUCAACGAUGCAGAGACUAUGUCUGUGGACUCCAGCCUGCCCAGCCCCAACCAGCUGAGCAGCCCUAGCCUGGGGUUCGAUGGGCUCCCUGGUCGGAGACGCAAGAAGAGGACCAGCAUCGAGACAAAUGUCCGCUUCGCCUUAGAGAAGAGUUUUCUAGCGAACCAGAAGCCUACCUCAGAGGAGAUCCUGAUGAUCGCAGAGCAGCUGCACAUGGAGAAGGAAGUGAUCCGCGUCUGGUUCUGCAACCGGCGCCAGAAGGAGAAACGCAUCAACCCCUGCAGCGCGGCCCCCAUGCUUCCCAGCCCGGGGAAGCCAGCCAGCUACAGCCCCCAUCUGGUCACACCCCAAGGGGGUGCUGGGACCCUGCCGAUGUCCCAAGCUUCCAGCAGCCUGAGCACAACAGUUACUACCUUAUCCUCAGCUGUGGGGACGCUCCACCCCAGCCGGACAGCCGGAGGGGGUGGGGGCGGGGGCGGGGCAGCGCCCCCCCUCAACUCCAUCCCUUCUGUCACUCCCCCACCCCCGGCCACCACCAACAGCACAAACCCCAGCCCUCAAGGCAGCCACUCGGCUAUCGGCUUGUCGGGCCUGAACCCCAGCGCGGGAAGCACAAUGGUGGGGUUGAGCUCCGGGCUGAGUCCAGCCCUCAUGAGCAACAACCCUUUGGCCACUAUCCAAGCCCUGGCCUCUGGUGGAACCCUGCCCCUUACCAGCCUUGACGGCAGCGGGAACCUGGUGCUGGGGGCAGCCGGCGCCGCCCCAGGGAGCCCCGGCCUGGUGACCUCGCCUCUCUUCUUGAACCACGCUGGGCUGCCCCUGCUCAGCGCCCCGCCUGGCGUGGGCCUGGUCUCGGCAGCUGCUGCAGCUGUGGCGGCCUCCAUCUCCAGCAAGUCUCCUGGCCUGUCCUCAUCCUCCUCGUCCUCAUCCUCAUCCUCCUCCUCCACUUGCAGUGAGGCCGCAGCACAGACCCCUGGAGGUCCAGGGGGCCCGGAGUCAGGGUCCAAGCCUGAGUGAAGGCCCGCCAUGCCUCCCCUCCUACACCUCUGACUUCCACCUUGGUCCCUCGCCCAGGAGAGGGUGAGGAGGCCAGUGGUGGGGGCACAGAGGGUCCUCAGAGCAGAAGUGACAAGGGAGGAAAGACCAAAAAAAUCAAACAACCAAAAAAAGAAAGAAAGAAAGAAACCAACAACAAAGAAAACCAAAAAUAAUCACAACAGAAACCAGCUGCCCCAAAGGAACCAGAGGUGAAAAACAAACAAAAACCAAAAACAGACCAAAAAUUCCCCCACAAAACCAAACAAACCAAAAACCAGUUGCAAGCCAGACCUCAGUGUGCUCACCCUCACCGCUAUGACACCAAAUAAGAACCCCCAGCCAGGGGCCGAGAAGCCUUGUGAGGCGGACCUCACCCGGAGACCCUGGCUGUGGGGUCCACCCACAACCUUGCCUCCCCAGCGGGGGCCAAAGAAGGAAAAAGAGACCGUGCCAGCCUCCUAGCCUCAGACCCCAGCCCUGGGCCAGAGAAGACAGGGCACGGCCUGGGGCGGAAGGGUGGGCUCAGAACCACCCGCCAAAUGUUCCUUUCCAAGAAGGUGAAAGAGAAAGCCCGAACAACCUUACACCAAAUAUUCAGUAGCUUCAUCCAAAGGAUGUACAGAAUUUUUAGCGUUUCGCUCAACAGAAUGUGUCCCUACCAUGUGUCCCUCUCGCCCCCCAACCCCCAGCUCUCCUCACCCAGGCAGGGGGUCUCGCUUUAACCUCCUCCCUACCCCAGCCAGGGGAGUGCAGGGGGAGGCCUGGGAUGACUUUUCAUCCCUGUAUCUCCCCGCUUUUCCUUGGAAGGUUGGGCUAGGCCAUUUUGCCAAGUUCUAGCUCUCACUCAUCCCCCCCACCCUCACCAGGUCAGCCUCCUCUGCUCUGGGAUCUUCCCCCUCCCCAGCCCAUGGGAAGGUGGAAGUUCCAGGCAAAAGGGGAGGAGGUGAGGGCAUUCAAGUUGUCUUUUUUUCCAUCCUUGUCUGUCAGUUUCCCUGAAAAAAAAAAUCAUAUUCCAGUGCCUAUCCGUGGAAUCCUUCACGUUCUUUGACAUUGACCAGAAACCAAAAAGAGAACUCAUUCACUCCCCGCCCCCACUCCAUGCCCCUCUGACACUGGCAGAUGCCUCUUCCUCUCCCCCCACACACAUGCAGACACGCACGCACCCCAGUGGUGGGGUUCCUCGAGAUGGCAUCCCCAUCAGGGUCCAUGUGGCGGGGACAGUGCCGUGACCUGUGGUGCCCAUCCAAGAGGGCACUGUAGUGGCAGUGCUCCCAUGAGACUUCCCUCGGGUCUUGCCUGGAUCCUGUGUUUGCUCAGCCCUAGACACAUCUCGACAACGACAGACAGAGGGGAGACACCGCUGGGAGCCACUUUGCCCUCCUGCUAUUGUGGAGGCCGACAAAGUUUUGAACCAAAAACAAAAACAGAAAACCAAACAAACAAUAAAUUAAAACUAGAAAAAAAGAAUUUAUAUAUAUAUAUAUAUUUAAGGGAAAGAAGAUGAGGACUCUUAAAGUAUAAGAAGGAGCCGCGAGGCGGAGCCAAGCCCUGCCCCAAUGGUCCAGGCCCUUGGUCCCUAAGGCGCGGAUAGAAGGACGGAUGCUUCUUUCUCUUCACAAAUACCUCAUGGACGUCGUCUUCGGGAAAGCCGGAGGGGGGCGGCUGGGGCAGGGCCUGUCCCUCAGCCAGGGCAGAUGGAAGUGGGUGGGCAGGGCUGAGAGAGGGUGUCAGGGACUGGGGUAAAGAGCCCCAUAUUCCCUGCCCCACCCCAAUCAACCGAAAAAGCUUUAAAAAAGGAAAAAAGGAAUAAGAAGACAAAAAGAAUGGACGAAGGAAAACUAACAAACUUUCGGGUGGUUUGAUUCCUCCUUUGAUUUCUUUUCCUAUUCUCUUCCGUCUGUCCUCUCUCCUCUGUGUCCUUUCUCUCUGCUCGCCUCUGUCUGUCUCCCUCUUCCUUCCUUCUUCUCUUACUUCUCUCAAUCUUCUUCUUUCUGUGUCUCUCCUCAAACCAAAGUGUUGCUGUGAAGGACACGAGCCAUGGAAAUCAGAGUGGCCCCGCCCCUCACUGGGCAGAGUGUAGCAGAGGGAGGGGAGCGCCCUGGGAGACAGUGCUGCUGGACACUCCGAGGAGAGGCAGAUAGAGCCUCGGGUGCCACCCUAAGGCCCCAAGGCCUCAGUGUUCUUUUUCUCUCGUCUCCCUUCUCCCACCCGGGAAAUGAAACUGUUGGGCUGGGCCACGGAGGCAGCAGAGACUUGGCUGUUGCGGGGGUCUGGGGUGCCUUGUCUGGGCAGCAAUGGGGUGGCCACCCCUAUGACCCUGGCACCCAUGACGGGGCCUGGCCUGCCAUUGGCCCGUCCUCACCGGAAUGUAAGCAUCUCCGACUCCCUGCCCUCACCCUACCUCUGAAUUUGUCCAUUAUUAUUUCCUGAAGAGAAGAGACUGUUGAGAGGGCCUGGGCCCCAGACCAAGGGUGGAGAGGGGGGCCAAGGGCUCCUGAACAGACAGUAAGGACAUUUGAGCAAAGUUGAAGGAAUUACAACCAAAAACCCCUCCGAGAAGACAGGCAGCAUGGAAGGCAUGGUGGAGAUGACUCAAACAAAAACUAUGAUUCUAGACCAAAAAAAAAAAAUGCAAACAAACAAAAAAAAAAAACACAAAAAAAAAAGAAAAGAAAAAAAAAAAAGAAAAAAUGGAAAAAAAAGGAAAAAAAAACCAGGACUCACCACCACCCACUUCAUCCUGCUUCCUCCCCAUCAAGUCCUGCCACCUGGGACCUCUCCCCAACCCCAGUGUGGGGGGAGUAGUGGGGCAGACAGCAGAGGAGGAAGUAGGGACAGGGAUGGGCUGAUGCCCUGACACUGGUGGAGGGACCCCCACGCAGACGGGGGUGGUGGGGACCCUCCCCGUACAACCCCCAUAACUGGGAAAAUAAAAACAAGAAUAAAAGAAAAUUCCUGGGUGGGGGAAAAAUAACCAAAUCCCAAGCUUUAACUACAGCUGUGAAACCAAAUAUUGGGAAGGGGGUGGGAGGGAGGGGCAAGUGUGCCCCAGGUCUCCCCCCUGGGCCCCCUCCCCUGAGGACUCGAGAUAAGGCACCAAAUACCUCAUAGAACUUUAAUGUUAAAAAAAGGAAACCAAAUAUCGUUGGCUGGGGGCCAGCCAGGGCAAGGGGCUGGGGGGCAGGAGGGAACCAGGGUUGGGAAGGUGAUGGGGGAAUUCAUGCCUCCCACCCCCCUCUUGCCCCUUCCACUCCAGUCCCCCAUCUCGACUCCGGGAAACAAAACUAUCUCAUCGUUUUUAUUUUGUGGUCUGUACAGAGCCUGUGUCCGUGUGUCUGUGUGUGAACGAGAGAGUUGGGGGGUUGAGGGAUAUUAUGUGGGGGCUGGGGGGAGACUCCAGGCCAGGCUCUGGGCUAAGUGAGAUGAGUGAGGUGAGGGGCCAGGGGCCUGGGCUAGAAAGAGAGGAAGAUGAAUGGAUUGGAGAAAAGGGGUGGUGAGUUUCUUUUCUCCAACCAUGACCUCUUGCUUGAGGGAGGGACAGAGAUUGGGUCUAUCCUAACGGUGGGCCUUUUAAUUGUGCCAAAAAAAAAAAAAAGCCAGUAACUAAAACACCUGUCUCUGUUCUCUUCUAGGAGGGAGGUGCUGGGUUGUAAGUAGGGGUGGGUGAAGAUGGGGAACCCAGGCCCCUGUAUGAGUCAGGGCUAAGAUCAGGAGGAAGGAGAAGGAUAUGAGUUUACCACACUUCUCCCUGGGAAAGGCCAAGAGCAAGGGUCUCCGAGCCCCACACCCAAGCCAAGUAUGGGGGUGACCUCCUGACCUGACUAGAUUUCCUCACCCACCCAGAUUCCAGGCUGCCUCCCUCCCUUUUAGCCCAGGGUAGGGGGAACUGAGUGAGAGAGUGAGACAGACUGAGAAAGACUGAGACACGCGGGCCCCCACUGGUCUCUGAGUGGGAAAGGCAAGUGCGAGAGAUAAAGGCCUCCAAGACAAAAAAGAAACAAACCAAAGAUUUAACCAUUUAAAAAAAAACCCACAGACAACUCCGCUACCUUUUUAUACGUU